This is a messenger RNA of Pleuronectes platessa (European plaice), 4990 nucleotides long. RefSeq names its product SH3-containing GRB2-like protein 3-interacting protein 1. Lineage: Eukaryota; Metazoa; Chordata; Actinopteri; Pleuronectiformes; Pleuronectidae. The coding region runs from base 111 to 2798 and encodes 895 amino acids. The record is from RefSeq and is a predicted model, not a curated record. Gene Ontology annotation, molecular function: phospholipid binding. Gene Ontology annotation, biological process: cytoskeleton organization; regulation of endocytosis; plasma membrane tubulation. The transcript has 24 exons. Gene Ontology annotation, cellular component: endosome; plasma membrane; cytoplasm.
GCUGUGCGGAAUUAGCCAUGCCCUGCCCAGGCUUCCUCUGACCGGCUGCAUUUCUCCGUCUUCUCUCCGCCUGCACACCGGAGGGCAACGUAGGAUGAGAAUCGGCCAACAUGAUGCAAGGACUGAAAAACCGAACCAGGAGAGCCCUGGGUCUACGAAAGAAAGACAAAGACACAGACACAACGAGCUCACCUGACAGAGAAGGGGCUGGAAGUGGAAAGAAGGUAAAUAAAAAGGCCAAUGGGGCUCCCAAUGGUUUCUAUGGGGAGAUUGACUGGGACAGAUAUGCGACUCCUGAUGUGGACGAGGAGGGAUUCAGCCUCCGGCCCGGUGACGAGGGCGAUGUUGCUUCCAAAGCAAAGCAAUUUUUCUCCUCCAGCGACUCUGAAGACGAUGACGAAAGCAGGAAAAAGUUCAAAAUCAAGAUCAAGCCACUGGUGUCGGACAGUGCCAAGUGUGUCCCUCCAUCUAUGGACGAGCUAAAAGCCUCAGUGGGCGGCCUGGCCCUCUCUCCGUCUCUGAAGAGAAGUCCGAGACGCAGCCCGGGGCUGAUAAAAAGAAAUUUGUCCUGUGAGGAGAUUGCCAGACCGAGACGCUCCACCCCGACUCCAAGUCCUGCACCUGAGAUAACAAGUGACAGGCUAUCACAGAACGUUCCCUCCUUCUUCGGGCUGCCUUCAGAGACCAAAUAUGCCAGAUAUGAUGUGGUUCCUGCUGAUAUGUGGGUAGAAUCAAGACCACGGUCAGACUCUCCUCUGAGCAUAAGUUUCCCAACAGGAGCUCCUCCUCCUCUUCCUCCAAAAAACAUUCCAUCAAGAAGUCAUUAUGGUUAUCCGUCAGAAUCAGCUGCUGAUCUAACCAAUGGGAGGGGAACUCGCAGUUCUGCCCCCAUCUACCUGAACGUCCUGUCCCCCGCCUCCUACCAAGGCUCCGAGGGCCCUGAGAUCGACGACGUGUUCGGCCCCGUCGACAGCCCUCAAACCAGUGAGGAAGCAAUGUCACCCAGAUGGGUUACCUUCCCUGAUGACAGACCCCCGCCACCGGAUGAACCCGCUCCCCCUCCACCACCGGACUCUCCUGCCCCAGACACGCCCUCGUCCACCCCCUCCACGCCCUGCCUCUCACCCGGACCUCCGCCAGACGAGCCCCCGCCUUCACCCCCACCCUUUCCCCCCAGGUCUCCUCCUCCUUUCACGCCACCGGAAUCGCCCCCCUCCAUUGUGCUCGGACCUCCUCCUCCGGAUGAGCCGGCGCCUCCCCUGCCACCGGACUUCUCUCCCUCUAGAUCGCCCCCCGUCUGCCUGGACGAGGAGGCGCUCGACGAAGAGGUGCUGCUGUUUGCAGCGUACUCAUCCUCCCCUGCUCCCAUCAGCCCUGUGCCCCCUCUGCCAGCUGAGCGGAGGUCCCCUCGAAUAGGAGUCACUUCUCCCCUGGUGCUCGGGGGCGCUGGAGGAAAAAGAACCCCAGAGGGUGCUUACCUGAGAGAUGAUAUCCCAGACUUUGUGGGCUCGCCCAGAGAGCUGACGCCGAGCUUCAGGGGCACGCCGCCUCCUCUCCCUCCAACCACCUACAGGUCUAUCAUGUCUUCCCCCGGGCCGUACUCAGGCAGCGGCCCCUCGUCUCCAGCUCGUCCUGCCACGCCUCAGUCCCGAGGCAGCCCAGUUCCUCCGCCUCCUCCCCCUCGACCGUCCUCGAGACCGAAGCUGCCCCCUGGGAAGCCAAUCACAGACCUGACUCGACCCUUCAGUCCGCCGGUUUCGGGCAGCCCCCCUCCUUUCGCGCCCCUGGCCCGGUCAGAGAGCUCUUCCUCCAUCUCCUCCAUUACCUCACAGAGUGCAGCAUCCACUCCGACCUUAGGGAGGGACCUUAACAUGUCCACCACAGAGGCCUCACAGCCUCUGGUAUGGUUUGACCAUGGCAGGUUUUAUUUAGCUUUUGAAGGAUGCUCCAGAGGACCCAGUCCACUCACCAUGGGACCCCAGGACACGCUGCCAGUGGCUGCUGCCUUCACAGAAACCAUCAAUGCCUACUUUAAAGGCGCUGAUCCCAGCAAAUGUGUUGUGAAGAUCACAGGGGAGAUGGUGCUCUCUUUCCCUGCGGGCAUCACCCGGCAUUUUUCAAGCCACCCGACUCAGCCCAUCCUCACCUUUAGCAUCAGCAGCUACAACAGACUGGAGCAGGUCCUCCCCAAUCCACAGCUGCUCUGCUGUGAUACCACGACAGAGAGUGUCGACACCAAGGAGUUCUGGGUAAAUAUGCCAAACUUGAUGAGCCAUCUGAAAAAAGUGGCCGAACAGAAGCCUCAGGCCACUUACUACAACGUGGACAUGAUCAAAUAUCAGGUGUCAGCAGAUGGGAUCCAGUCCACUCCUCUGAAUUUGGCAUUGAGUUGGCGAGGCGACGGCACCAACACAGACCUUAGAAUAGACUACAAAUACAACAAUGAGGCCUUGGCUGCUCCUGUGCCACUACACAACCUUCACUUUCUGGUACCUGUGGAUGGAGGCACAGCCAAACUCCAGGCCAUGAUCCCACCUGCCAUCUGGAAUCCAGAGCAGCAGACGAUACAGUGGAAGAUUCCCAGCCUCUCUCAUAGAUCUGACAAUGGAGGAGUAGGGGCUCUCCUGGGCCGGUUCCAGAUGAGAGAGGGUCACUGUAAGCCGUCCCAGCUGGCGGUGCAGUUUACCAGUGAGGGCAGCACUCUGUCAGGGUGCGACAUCCAGCUGGUGGGCACCGGUUACCGGCUAUCACUGGUCAAGAAGAGAUUUGCUGCAGGGAAAUAUUUGGCAGAUAAUUAGUGGACCUGUUUGUGAAGGGAUCCAAGAGAAUCAAUGGCUUUUGACUGUGACGACAAUGGACCCAUCUCAUGUUUAUUGUGUUUCAAACUUUAUCCUUAGCAGCCAUUGGAAUGAAUGGUUGAGAUUAAACAGACCACAACACAGGUACAUGAUAUUUGACCUUAUGACAUCAUAUUCAGUAGAGCAACUGCUGCUGAGUUUAUGCAAGUAAACACAAAUCCUUAGUUCUGGGUUCGUGGAAAUCUUCAAGGGUUUCACAGAUUUCAGUACAGAGAAAACAUGAUUUGUUAUUGUUGACAUAAUUGUGGAUUCAUGCAGUGAUCCAGCCUUAUUCAUUUCAAUUUAUUUUGUCUAACUGGUUGUCAUUGCAAAAUGCACUGUAACAGAUAAUGUGAAUAGAUUAUAUAAUAUAAAAACAAUCUUAAACAAGGUGGAAAAGAAUGGAAAUAUAAAAAUAAAAAAAGUAGUAUAAGAUUACUUUGCAGUUAUAUUACAAUAAGUUAUAGGUUACAUCGUAAUAUCUGAUUUACACUGCCACCCCAAUCUGAUUUUUUUUUUCACCAUGUGUGAAAAAUCUUUAGUUGUCCAAACAGAGAUUUAGUUUCUGUCGAGAUGAGCAUCUGAAAUGUCACAGCCCAUCCAGCAGUCGUACAGUUAGAGGUGAUUGGUUCUGCACAGUUCAAGAGACCUGCAGCACAUGUUACCUUUUGAAAGGGAAUUUUAUGUGGACAUUUUGAGCCGAUGGUGGCAGUAAAUCAGUCACAGCAGUUUGACCUGCUGAAGAACGAAAGCGUUUCCACUGUGGGCAAGUGCAAUGCUGUGAUACGUGAAAAUGUCCCCUAUCACAGGACUGUAGUGUUUUGGUGGUGUGAGUGAUUGGUCAGAUUUAAAAAAAAUAAACUGAUAUGAUGAGUAACGUGAGCUGCUACUUGGAACAGUUUGGGCUAAUCAUUCUGUCAAUGCUGCAGAAUUUUUACGUUUGAAAGGGCCUUAAGAUGUUCGAUACACACAGAGCCGGGUGUGAGUGCCAUACAGUGGUGAAAAGGAGCUUUAAGUUUCAGGAGGAAAUGCAGAGGGUGCUGGACUGACGAUUGUAGGACUAACCUUCAAUGCUGCUUAAAAACUUGGCCAGUUCCUUUUGACUGUGAUCUUUGACAGAGGUUUUUUUGACGAGGAUCACUGGGGACACCUCAGAGUAAUGAAAAGAAAUGUCUAUCGAGGAGAUAGCACUACUGGUGUCCCUGAUUUCAUUUCUUCCUUUUCCACCAUGUUGAAUAAAUGUUUUAUCAUUAUUUUCUAAUAGCAAUAUUUAAAAAACUUAAGUGUAAAUAGUGUACAUAAAAAAAAAAGCUAUGUUUCAAAUAUUUCUCUGGGCAUAUAGAUGUGUCUGUGGUUGUCUCUUGGUUAAUUGAUGUCAGCACCCAUAAUGCAUUAGGUUCUGUGUAACCCCACCACCACUUUUCUGCAUCUCUUGUUUCUACAUGUGGGUUUCUUGUACAAAGAAGUGUUACUGUGGACGAAUAACUCCAAAUGGUGCCGCAUGAAAUCUGCAUUUGUCCAUCACCAGUCUUUAUUAAUGCAAUACCAGUUCCUCCAUUUCAACAAGGUCAUUGUACGUGUUAUUGUGUAAUUGUGCAGUGAGAGGAGACGUUUUGCCUUCACAUGAAACUCCACUCUCUGUUCAAGAGAUCAUUGUCAAUGCAUUUGGCAUGUGUCCAUUGAUAUUCCCAUUCCAUGCAUCUAAAUAUAGGUGUUUGACAUUCUCCUGUGUUGGACUUGCAAGAAAAAGAAAAACACCUUAAAUUUCCUUCAUCAAAACAAUCCAUGGCUUCACGUCAUGCAUACACCCACACACACACACACGUUGGUAUGUUGUGUUUGAACAUCACAUUUUACAGAAUGUUUCGAUGUGUUGACUCACAGUUUGGGCUUGAGUCUCACAUUUGAUUUGGUUCAGGAAAAAGGAAGCAACCCUGUUAUUUGCAGUUAGUUUAGAGCAAUGUUUCAACAUUGUGUUUCUGUUGACAACGCUUUUGUUCUUUUGCCUUAUUUAUGUCCUCCUGUAUUGGAGGAUUUACUCUAAGUUUAUUUUUUUCUACAACUCUUUUUUUGCUGUAUUCCUUUCACUGCGGUAGACACAGAAUAUGCAAACAUUUCAUGUAAAUUUCCCAUCCAAAGAUUUUGAAAAUAAA